AUGUUGAAUUCGGUGAAUCAAAUUUGGAAAUGUAGAUCAUUGUUCACCGGCUCUCUACCGUCAAAACUGAGUAAGUCGUGUUUCCCAUUACUCGACAAGAAAUGCUUCAGUACCGCGAAAUUCGAAGAAUUAGCUGAUAACACAUUGGAUUCCCUUCAUGAAUACUUCGAAGACCUAUUCGAAAAAUACGACAAAGCGUCGGAUUCUGAUAUCAUGCUCAGCAGUGGAGUCCUGACUGUGAAUUUCGGCUCUAAAAAUGGAACCUAUGUAAUCAAUAAGCAAACUCCUAAUCUACAGAUUUGGCUGAGUUCACCAUCAAGUGGCCCCAAGAGGUACGAUUAUCAUGAAAAGCUAGACGCUUGGAUUUAUCGUCACGAUAAUCAAUCGCUUCAUCAUUUACUGCAACACGAAGUAUCGAAUAUUUUCGGCGCAGAUGUGAAUUUCUUCUCGUGUAGACACAGUGGAUCUGCACUCGAGUGUUAG
This is a messenger RNA of Planococcus citri (citrus mealybug), 483 nucleotides long. It is a transcript of the gene fh, whose product is annotated as frataxin. Gene Ontology annotation, molecular function: ferroxidase activity; ferrous iron binding; iron chaperone activity. The record is from RefSeq and is a predicted model, not a curated record. The transcript has a single exon. Gene Ontology annotation, cellular component: mitochondrion. Bases 1 to 483 code for a protein of 160 amino acids. Lineage: Eukaryota; Metazoa; Arthropoda; Insecta; Hemiptera; Pseudococcidae. Gene Ontology annotation, biological process: intracellular iron ion homeostasis; iron incorporation into metallo-sulfur cluster.